AUGAAGGCCCGGGGUGUAUCAACAAAUUUCAUCGACCCGCACGGGUGGUCGAAGCUCGUAGCUGAGUAUGUGAGGAUGUUCCCAGACCGCAAGGACGCGCUCAGGUGGAUCCCGAACGCUACUCCGCUCGAGCCCGGAAAGUUCCCCAUCGGCUACACGACGCUCUUCGAGAUGGAGCGGCCCAAGCUGACGGCGACGGACGUCAAUGAGCUCGUGGCGCGCAAGUACCUCGUCCAGAUCCAGCAGUUGAACCCGAAGACUCGUACUGCCCUGGUGUGGAAGCGGUACGAGAACUACAAGAAGGCCAAGACCGUCGAGGAGAUGUUGAAAUUCGGGGCGAGCAAGGACGACAUCAUCGACGACGUCAAGGGGAGCUUCGUCAAGCUGGUCAAGCCGCCCUAG
Molecule: messenger RNA, 402 nt
Organism: Pelagomonas calceolata
Lineage: Eukaryota; Pelagophyceae; Pelagomonadales; Pelagomonadaceae
Source: the annotation of a GenBank genome assembly